AUGAGAUAUCUUAAUUCUUUUGAAAUUACAGUAAAUGGAAAACGUUCUUUCAUUCAAUUAAAUAAAAGAAUUCCUCAUUGUCUUGGUAAUAAUAUUUUUGCUAUAAGUUACUGUAAUUCAAAGCCAUCAAAAAUAAUUACUAUUACAACAUCAAAUAUUAUUUAUAAUGACUCUUUAUUUACUAUUAAAAUGAAUUUCUUAUCUAUUGAACUAAAAACGUAUAGUUCUAUUAUUUCAAAUAAUUUUAUUACUCCAUUUGAUACUUUUAGUCUUUCAACAUUACGCUGUUGUUAUUCUUAUUUUGUUACAGAACAAUUAUCUAAAUGUCCAGUAAUAUAUAAAUUAUUAUCCAUUCUUAUUAUAAAUAAUUUACCAAUAGAUAUUAUUAUCUCUUUUUCAAAUUAUCAUAUAACAAUACCACCUUCUCAACAAAAAUCAAUUCCAUUUAAUGACUUAAAUAUGACUUUAUUUAAAACAAUUCUUUCUGAUGAAGUAACUGUUAAAAUUAAAGCAGAAAAUGAAGAAAUUAUUAGAAUUAGAUCAAAAAAAAACUCAUGUAUUCCAAUUCAUAUUCAAUAA
Molecule: messenger RNA, 579 nt
Organism: Entamoeba histolytica HM-1:IMSS
Lineage: Eukaryota; Evosea; Mastigamoebida; Endamoebidae
Exons: 1
Coding region: 1-579 (192 amino acids)
Source: RefSeq, a predicted model, not a curated record